This is a messenger RNA of Papaver somniferum (opium poppy), 807 nucleotides long. RefSeq names its product eisosome protein SEG2-like. Lineage: Eukaryota; Viridiplantae; Streptophyta; Magnoliopsida; Ranunculales; Papaveraceae. The record is from RefSeq and is a predicted model, not a curated record. The coding region runs from base 1 to 807 and encodes 268 amino acids. The transcript has a single exon.
AUGGAUUAUUUCUUAGCCGAUGGUAUCUAUCCAAAGUUGACUACAAUUGUGCAAGCUUUUAGUCAGACAUUGGAAAUUACCGAGUAUGUGAGAUUCAACAAGUAUCAAAUGGCUAAAAGAAAGGAUGUCGAGCGUGCUUUUGGAGUGCUUCGGGGUAAAUUCAUAAUUGUCGGAUCACCAUGUAAGUAUUGGAAACAAUCUGACUUGAACCUAGUUAUGAAAUGUUGUCUUAUUUUACACAACAUGAUUAUUGAGCAUGAACGUCGGGAUACAGAUUGGAGCAGAGUUGUUCCUGUUACGAUUCCGGAACCUACCAAUAAUGGUCGCAUAUUUAUGUCAUCUCUGAAAAACCUAGAAAUAUACCUACAACUAAGAAAUGAUCUUGUCAAGCACAUUGUUGCGCGUCCUGGUAGAGGAGGCCAGGCAGCGGACUUGUCUAGUUUGGAGGGUCCAGAUAUGGAAUACGUGGUACUUCCAUCAUCAAAAGGAGAUUAUGAUGAUACAGACUUAGAAGAAGAAGUAGUUCCUGGUCAAAACGAGGAUGGAGAAUUUGAUUAUUAUGGAUAUUACAAUGAUCAAAUCCCAGAUAACUUUGAACAUACAGUUGAACAUGUAGGAGACGGACAUGUGGGAGACAAAUAUGAAAAUGAUGGAGAUGACGAUGAGGAUUCUGGCUAUGGGGAGGAUUAUGACGAUGAUGAGGACGAUGACGAUGAGGAGGACGAUGAUGAUGAGGAUUCUGACGGUGACGAUGAUGUUGCGUACGAUGAUGCGGGUAUGUAUGAUGAUGAUGAUGUUGACGCAUAG